GUACCUGGCAGCUCCAGUACGUUACACGUGUAAGACACCGAAGAAAGUCGGCAACUGGGUGAUAUGCCAGGAUGAGCCUUACACCAUCCAACCUCCCUGCUUGGUCUAUUCCUUUGGAAUCAACAGGGAGUACCAGUUCGACGAUGCCAUGGCAAAGAUGGGAUGUGAGGUGCAUAUGUUUGAUCCCAGUAUGAAAGAGAAGGACCAUAUGAGAGGCACAGCCGCUUUCCACAACAUGGGGAUCAGCAGCUACAACACUGACGCCUUCCUACCCAGGCGUGAUGACUAUGUCAAGGACAAUCAGACCUGGAAAAUGAGAACUGUGAAGACCAUCAUGAAAGAAUUAGGCCAUGAGAAUCGUGUGAUCGAUGUCUUCAAGAUGGACGUGGAGGGAUCUGAAUGGACAGUGAUUGACAACAUGCUGGAGACAGAUGUCUUCAAGUUCAUACGGCAGUUUGAUUUAGAAUAUCACCUCUUUCAUGACUACCCUCCUCCCGAGGAGUACGUUCACUUUUAUCAGGUCUUCACCGGACUGAGAGAAAUCGGCUUCAGGGAGUAUUUUAGCUCUCAGUACAAGCGAGAAACUAAGCGAGGCAGUUUCAGAUACCAGACUGAUAUGGCUUACGUGAACGCGUUGUUCGACAGAACAUCUAAAAGUACGGACCAAUCCUCCACACACUAA
Molecule: messenger RNA, 682 nt
Organism: Candidula unifasciata
Lineage: Eukaryota; Metazoa; Mollusca; Gastropoda; Stylommatophora; Geomitridae
Source: the annotation of a GenBank genome assembly